AUGGCCCAGCACGAGCUCAAGGACUUUUACCCCGCUGUAGCGCCGUUGAUAAAUAUAACUAUCUUUGAUGUCGCCUCACAUAUCCUGGGCUCCUACGACAAGAAGCUGUACGAGUAUGCGACCGAGAAAAUGGUGAAGCGAGGUGUGCGUGUCGCCACCAACACUGUCAUCCAGAAGGUCGACCGCACAACUCUGCACCUCAAGGGUCAAGAUUCCGUGCCCUACGGCAUAUUGCUCUGGGUCGCGGGCAACAAGUCCAUUCCCUUCGUCGACACACUGAACGUGAAAAAGACGGAACGCGGACUCGUGCGCAUAUUGACCGACGCCAGACUUCGUGUCCAGAAAGGCGACCAGGAAACUCCCGACGUCUAUGCCAAUGUUUUCGCUCUCGGCGACGCCGCAGACAUUGAAGGCCAGUCUUUGCCAACUACUGCCGAGGUGGCCGUCCAGAAGGCCAAGUACUUGGUCCGGCAGUUGAACCGACGCCAUGAGAACAGCCAGCCUUUCGUCUUUAGCAGUAAGCGACUGGUGACAUACAUUGGGGCCCACGAUGGGAUCAUUCAGGGAUCGGCAGCAGGCGAGCCGUUGUCCGGCCAAAAGGCCUGGCUGAGCUGGAGAUCCGGCAGCUGGACUUGGACCAGAACAUGGCGGAAUUGGGUUGGUCUCUUCUGGGCCAUGGUAAUGAAUUUCCUGUUCGGCAGAGAUGUGAUGAGACUAUGA
Exophiala xenobiotica is the source of this 720-nucleotide messenger RNA. RefSeq lists its product as uncharacterized. The record is from RefSeq and is a predicted model, not a curated record. Bases 1 to 720 code for a protein of 239 amino acids. The transcript has a single exon. Lineage: Eukaryota; Fungi; Ascomycota; Eurotiomycetes; Chaetothyriales; Herpotrichiellaceae. Gene Ontology annotation, molecular function: NADH dehydrogenase activity.